Messenger RNA from Serpula lacrymans var. lacrymans S7.9, 792 nucleotides. RefSeq lists its product as uncharacterized. The record is from RefSeq and is a predicted model, not a curated record. The coding region runs from base 1 to 792 and encodes 263 amino acids. NCBI's taxonomy places the organism in Eukaryota, Fungi, Basidiomycota, Agaricomycetes, Boletales, Serpulaceae. The transcript is spliced from 6 exons.
AUGACUAGGAAGCUCAAACCUACACUAGCUCUUUUCCCUCCUUCUUUGGCACAGCUAGCUAUAGAAGCCCAUACUCAAAUGUGUCUUCAUAUCUCAACAAAUGAAGGAUUCCCCGCUUCUAAUAUACACUCUGAUAUCUCAUGGCAAAUAAUCACUGAAAGCUCCAAGAUUAGCAACAGCUUUGAAUCCAAAUUAAGGGAGGUUGAAGAAAAUGAAGUGUUGAAAAUCUUCAUGAUGGAUUAUGUAUGGUUUGCUGGGCCCCAAAUAUGGGAAGAGGUUGUAGCCAAAGCCAGACUCAUGAUCAAUGGUGCAUAUGGUAUCCCAGGGGAUAUGUCUCCUGAAGAAAUCAAACUUGCUGUUCAGUGGUUGAUUGAUACAUGUGCAUUUACUGAUGGGGACCUUGAUAUAAAAGGAAGAACCUAUAACAAGCAAAAACCAUUCUCAAACCCUGUUUUCAAGGAUCUCAUAAGGAACCAAUGGUUUGGAAGAAAAGGUGAAGGAAUUAGGUUAAGUGUGCUCUUAGAGCCUAUAAUAGUGGUGGUAAGAGCAUACAAGGUUUUUCAGAGAAUAUGUUCAAAAUUAGUUCUGCCUAAUCUUAUUAGUAGAUGGGGAUUCUACUUUGAGAAGCUCUCUACACUCCAGAAGCAUUGCCCUAGUUGGAUGACUCAAAUGAGGAAUAAUCUUUACGAAAGCAUUUUACAAUCAGCCAAUCUUCAAUAUCUUAAUCAAAAACCUCAAGAAGACAAUUAUAGGAUUGACUUUGAUGCUUUAGAGGAAACUAUGGUAGCAUAA